Alternaria atra is the source of this 2214-nucleotide messenger RNA. RefSeq lists its product as uncharacterized. NCBI's taxonomy places the organism in Eukaryota, Fungi, Ascomycota, Dothideomycetes, Pleosporales, Pleosporaceae. The coding region runs from base 1 to 2214 and encodes 737 amino acids. The transcript is spliced from 3 exons. The record is from RefSeq and is a predicted model, not a curated record.
AUGAGUUCCAGCGAAAUCCCCACAGGCAACGCUGUCGACAACGACUACAAGUCCCGCACCGGUCAGUCCGAAAUUCCCGUUCAGGCCGACGAGGCGUCCGUCGAGGCGACCGAGUACGACAACGGUGGUGAUUCCGACGCACAGUUAGCACGCGACGAGAAGGAUGCCAUUGAUGAGAGCAAUAUCCUUGACGAGCGCACACGCGGGGCCACCAAGAAGUCUGGCACCUACACCGAGCCUGGUGAUGAGGAGGGUCUUGGAGCCGCUGCUGAUGGCUCCGAUGAGCACGCAGCUCGCAUCAAAGCCACUAGACAACAUGUCUAUAUCUCUGGGCUGAAAGGCCACCACACACUCGAAACGGGGGUCGCGUACCACUACCGAGGACAUUUCAUCUACGCCUUUCCCGCAGGUAACCCCAUCGAGCCUGUUCCGUUCUCAACAAAAAAGGGCAUAAACAUUAUAGGAGUCGUCUAUGAUCAUGCGCCGCUUUACAACCACAAGGACCCAAAUCUUGUACUCGAACACAACAUCGCUGCCUUGGAGAGAUCAUGUGUUCACGAGCGAGAGCUCCAAGAGGAGCAGGAAGAGAUCAAGAAGCAAGAGAUGAAGAAGGCACUUGAAGAGGAGGAAGUCAGAAAGGCAGAGAAGGAGAAUGGGGGCGAGAGUAUAAUGGGCAGCGCAAAGGAUAGUGAUACUGCUGCGACACCCAAGGCACGCGCACAGGAGUCCUUACCCAGUCAAGUACCCUCACGUGUCCCAUCGUUCACAGCCCUGCUAGUCCCCUCGCAGGUGUCUCCAAACAUCAGUCCACGUACCGGCCCUCAUGCAUCUCCUCACGCUCGACCAGCACCCGGUCACCAAAGCUCUUCGUCAUCGACCAACAUUCCACGAAUCGGCGCCGUCGAAGCUCCUUCCACGCAAGCCUUCCCAUCAAUAAGCUACACACCCCACGACCGCGGCCACUACCUCGCAUACUCUGCUCCAGGAUCCCGCCAUGCAUCUGUAGACAACACGCCCUUCGUCUCACGCUCCGUCUCCCCAACCCAUCUACAUGGUCUCAGCGUGCGCGGUGGUCACAGUAAUGGCCAUGGCUCACUUCGACCCAUAGCGAGCACCUCGCGCUUAAACCAAUUACUCGCUGAAGAAGGGUUUCGUCGGUCUUCAAGUCCCCUUACAGACGUAACAGAAGAUGGUGGGCAGGGAGGUGAGCCGCCACACUGGGAAGAACAGGAUGAAGACAUGGUAGCCAACCUCUCCGUAUCACAAGGCUGGAUGGAUCCAGAUGACAUCUCUGCGUUUGUAGGAACUGUUUCACGGCGACCAUCUCCAUCUCAACCUUCCUCGCGCUCGCGGCCGUUGUCGAGGGUGAAUACCUGCAAUCCACGGCCCAACUCACACUCGCCCAAUAGUGAAGAGAUGACGGAGGGUGGGCUAUAUCUCCAUGGUCUGGGUCAUCCGGACGUAAUUCGUGAUGCCGUGUCUAAGGCUCAGACAAGGGAGUCUAGUCCGUUCCGCGUGCCGAACUAUCAGUCUGCAGAGAGCGCAGCGUAUUUGAGAGGUCUGGCGAUGAGGCAUUAUGAUAUGGUGAAUAUUGGGCUUGGAUUUGGGUCGAAUACAUCAGCCAGACAAGGGGGCAGUAGCUAUCCUGAGGCUUCGUCUACGAGGAGUCAGACUCCCAUCGGACACCCACCCACUGGUUUAUUCGGAAGUCCAGUCUUCGCGCCCUCGCAACACUGCGACACCACACCCGCGUUCACCUUCCCCGCUCCCAGACAACCAGAUUCUUUCCCCUUCCCCGCAUACAUCGACCCGGUCCCUUCCCCUAGCUACAUCGCCCACACGGACAAGAAGUCGAAGCCACUAAACACGGGCCGUCCACGCGCCGCUUCCAAAGCCCUGAAUGAAGCCUACAACGCCGCGAACCCAUCGCCAACGCCCCGUCCCGUUUUCCCUUCUCUCUCACACCCGCCUGACAAGCAUACUGAGAUCAACAACACCGCCACCGAUACCGAGGACGUGGUAUUCACAUCACGCUGUCCAAUCCACUCGGAGUCGUGCAACGGCCAGGAUGUGGUACAUGAACAUAUGACAGAGCGGGCUAGAAACGGUGCUGGGUUCAAAGACUUGUUUCCUACGGUUACGUGUGACGAUGGGAGGGUGAUGGUAGAUUGGGCAAGGAUGAGGGAUGAGGAGGUGGAAAAGCUGAGGGAGUGA